Messenger RNA from Staurois parvus, 484 nucleotides. NCBI's taxonomy places the organism in Eukaryota, Metazoa, Chordata, Amphibia, Anura, Ranidae. The record is from the annotation of a GenBank genome assembly.
GUCCCUCGAACACAGCGGAUCACCGAACACGGAAAGAGCCGUAGAUGUUGGCUUGGUCAUGUGAUUAGCUGUGUCCAAUCACAGCUGAUCACAUGGGACAUGUGCACUGAUCAUCGGAGCACUGAUGAUCCAUGUGCCCUGAUGAUCAGUGUAGCCUCAGCAGUGCCACCUGUCAGUGUCCAUCAGUGCUCAUCCAUGCCACCUGCCAGUGCCCAUCAGUGCCUUAUGUCAGUGCCUCGUGCCAGUGCCACAUCAGUGCCUACUAGUGCACAUCAAUGCCACAUAUCAGUGCCCAUCUGAGCUGCCUGUCAGUGCUGCCUGUCAGUGCUGCCUCAGUGCCAUAUAUCAGUGACAUGUAUCAAUGCUGCCUUUCAGUGCCCAUCAGUGAUGCCUGUCAAUGCCCAUCAGUGCCACCUACCAGUGCCUCCUCAUCAGUGUCCAUCAGUGCAGCCUAUCAGUGCAGCUUCAUUAGCGCACAUCAGUG